This is a messenger RNA of Polyodon spathula (Mississippi paddlefish), 1882 nucleotides long. Its product is annotated as N66 matrix protein-like. The coding region runs from base 13 to 858 and encodes 281 amino acids. NCBI's taxonomy places the organism in Eukaryota, Metazoa, Chordata, Actinopteri, Acipenseriformes, Polyodontidae. The record is from RefSeq and is a predicted model, not a curated record. The transcript has 6 exons.
AGAACCUUUUAAAUGAUGAAGAUUGCACUUCUGUUAAUCUGUUUCUUGGUAGCAGCCUUUGCAUUCCCGUUGCACAGGCAUCGGAAAAUUCGGUCUGCCAGUUCAGAGGAACAAGAGGCAAAAGAAAAUACAGAAAAAGAGGAAAGUGAUGACUCUUUAGAGGAGAAUGGAGAUACCUCAGAUGAUAGUGACUCCAGUAACUCGGAUGAAUCAGAUGAAAGUAAUGGCGAUGCAGAGGAACCUGUCAAUGAAGCUGAUGAAAAUGGUGGAAAUGAAGCUGAUGAAAAUGGUGGAAAUGAAGCUGAUGAAAAUGGUGGAAAUGAAGCUGAGGAAAAUGGAAAUGGGAAUGAUGGCAAUGGAGAAGACGGAACUGGCAAUGAGGAGGAAGUGUCUGAAAAAAGUGGUUUGCAGGUUAAUGGGGACCAUGGAGACAACGGGGAAAAUGGAGCUGUUGACAGUGGUGACAAUGGAUAUGAUGCCAGUGGUAAUGAAAUUGCUGAAAAUGGAGACACUGGUGUUGACAUUGAAGAAGCUGGCAACAGUGAAAAUGAAUGGGAGGCUAAUGCUGAAAAUAGUGUUUACUAUAAUAAUGGGGGAGAUACCGAUGGCACUAGAAAUGAGCACUAUUACAAAACUGGAGAUUAUAAUGCUGAAGAUACUGGUGACAAUAGUGAGAAAACUAAUGGACAGAACACUGACAAUGAGGGAGACAAUGGAGUAGAGGGGGAGUAUGACAAUGGGGGAGACAAUGAAAAAGAUGGAGAUUAUGACAAAGGAGGUGACAAUGGUGACGUUGGUGAAAGUGAUGAUUAUGACAAUGCUGUCAUCAAUUAUAAAAAUACCUAUGCAAAAAUAUGAUUUUGUCUGUACUCAAAUGAAUAAUAUAUUUCAGUGGUUUCAAUAAUAAAGCUUAAGAUGUACUAUGCCAACAUUACAUUAUUUACAUAUAAUAUGCUUUGCACAAAGAAUGUUUUAAACAUAUUAUGUUUAAAUAUGAUAGUUUCCCUUUAAAAAGUGUAUUAUCUUCCACAUGUCAGCAAAUAUAUAGUUCUGCACUAGAGAAGCUAGUGAUUGAUGCAUUGACUGCAGACUUAUGGUUUAAACAAAUUAGAAAUGUACAUAAAUGAACAAUGGAAAUCAUGACAAAUGCAUAUUAUAUAUGAUGGAAAAACAAAGUGACAUUUUUGAUUUUUUUAAUUCAUUUGCUAGUUUAGAUAAUACAGCUUCAUGCUUUUUUUAUACUAUUGUAGACAAAAUAAUUUUGUUGGCAGUUGUUCUGACCUGUUAUGCCCACUUCUUUUAAACAAAAAAGGAAAUCAAACAGUAUUGGCUACUUUGAUUACUUAAAUAAACACUCCUGUAGAGUAAGCUUAUAUAUAGGGGCCACAGGUUGAUGUCUGGGGAGGUGCAUGGCCUCAUGUGCAAUCCUGCCUUGAAAUGUCAAUGUUAUCAGUCUAAAAACAUUCUGAAAAACAAAAGUAUUUUUUUAUAUUUGUUAACCUCCUGCUGCUGCAGGUAGUAACAUGAGCAUGCCCAUGCCAAAGUGACAUAGUGAACCCCACAUUUACCAAUACCUUUGGAGGACCUGUUUAAACAGUACUGUGAUUUCUUUUAAAUAAAUAGAGCAUACUCUUGGUAAACUGCGGGAGAAUUUGGUAAAAAAAAUCACUAAGGAAUAAGUUGGGGACCGUGAUUUAAAUAGGCCCUUUUCAAAUUACUGCCAAAUUAUCUAAUAAAAAGUAUAGUUAUCUUGUUUUGUUUUAGACACUUUUGUCCUGUUAUGUGUUAAGAACAAAGAUCUGGCAUAAGGUUUAUUUGGUGUUAUAUGUUGUGUAUUAUGGAUGGUUCAUAUGAUUGUUAUAAUGGUUGAAUGUGGUCUUGU